AUGAACCCGAGCGCCCCCAGCUACCCGAUGGCCUCGCUGUAUGUGGGGGACCUGCACCCGGACGUGACGGAGGCAAUGCUGUACGAGAAGUUCAGUCCGGCCGGACCCAUCCUCUCCAUUCGCGUCUGCAGGGACAUGAUCACUCGCCGCUCCCUGGGUUACGCUUACGUCAACUUCCAGCAGCCGGCCGAUGCGGAGCGUGCUUUGGAUACCAUGAACUUUGAUGUCAUUAAAGGCAAGCCAGUGCGUAUUAUGUGGUCCCAACGUGAUCCAUCGCUCCGUAAAAGUGGAGUCGGCAAUAUUUUCAUCAAAAACUUGGACAAAUCUAUUGAUAACAAA
This is a messenger RNA of Ailuropoda melanoleuca (giant panda), 339 nucleotides long. Its product is annotated as polyadenylate-binding protein 1-B-like. Lineage: Eukaryota; Metazoa; Chordata; Mammalia; Carnivora; Ursidae. The annotation marks the transcript as partial. The record is from RefSeq and is a predicted model, not a curated record. The transcript has a single exon. Gene Ontology annotation, molecular function: RNA binding.